This is a messenger RNA of Trichoderma harzianum CBS 226.95, 1107 nucleotides long. RefSeq lists its product as hypothetical. The transcript has 3 exons. The coding region runs from base 1 to 1107 and encodes 368 amino acids. The record is from RefSeq and is a predicted model, not a curated record. Lineage: Eukaryota; Fungi; Ascomycota; Sordariomycetes; Hypocreales; Hypocreaceae.
AUGGGGCCGAAGGGUAUGGGCUUCCCUGCCGACGGGAUAGACAAUCAUGGCUGGAAGUUAUACAUCACCUCUAUGGUAAUGAUCAUCGCCGCCGGCUUGAUUGUUACUUUUAGAUGUGCGAGUCGAGUCUAUCUCUUCAACUUUGGUGCUGACGAUGUUGUCAUCAUCUUCUCCUUGCUUGCCAUCGAAAAUGGCUACGGAAUGCACAAAGCCGAUCUCACUGUGGUUGAGCUCAACACCGCUCUGAGGUGGUUCUUCAUUGCUCAAACCCCCUACAAAGUAACUGUCUGCCUCAACAAAGUGGCCACCAUCCUACUUUAUCAGCGUAUUUUUGUUACCAAGAAAUUCCAGAUUGCGUCGUAUAUUGUAAUGGGAGUCGUCGUUGCUUGGAGCAUUGGAGGUGUAGGAUCUACUAUUUUCCAAUGUGUUCCUAUUGCUGGUGCUUGGGAUAAGAGUGUCAAGGCAACAUGCAUCAACUCGGAUAUAUUCUGGGUCGCCUAUGCCGUCAUGAACAUCUUGACAGAUGUGAUGGUUUUGGCUCUUCCCAUCGCGCCUAUCAUGCAACUCCAGCUCAGCCCACGCAGCAAGGUGAUGCUGUGUGCCAUCUUCCUGAUGGGCGGUUUUGUUACUGUCACGUCAAUCCUCAGAGCAACAUCUGUGAAAAACUCACUCGCCAAUAAAGCAGAUACCACAUGGAACUUUAUUGAUCGCGGCAUGUGGACGUUGAUCGAGGCCAAUGCAGGCAUUAUCGGCGCCUGUCUUCCCGCUCUAAGACAGCCUUUGGCUCGAAUAUUCCCUCGCUUCUUCGAAUCGACCAUGAAGAACUCAAACCACAAUGACAACAGAACUCCAGGCAAGGGGGCCUUUAAUCUCUCCAACUUAUCUGGGCAUGCAUCCCAUCCAGGCAUGUGGCGGGGAGGAGGGCACAGUCGCCAGGUUGUGUCCAUCUCCGGACCCGAAGCAGGAUUGGGGAGGAAAAGUGAUGAGCUACACAUCAUCGAUGAUGGUCUCAAAGAUAAUGAUAGUGGCUCUGAUACCGCAGGCGUUCAGGGUAUCUCUAAAACGGUUGAUGUUGUGAGGACGUCAUACCACAUGGACCGGGCGUAA